GCGUGAAUCAGGUCUGGGUAGAAAAGUUGGCAGUGCAAUGGUUACGCGCAAAAUCAGAGUUGCGCCGCGUGCGCCUUCACUGUUCUGAAGGGCAAAGGGAAUGAGGAAAACGGUCAUAACAAAUAAAGACGGCGCUUUCUCUUUCAUGCUUUAGUUAAUCUGUUUGAUUUUAGACACUAAUGCUUCAGCGACUGUUUCGUUUGAACACAACUCGUUCAAGAGAAAGAGAGAAACGUGUCUUCUUCAACGAGACGUCAUCUAUUUGACUUCAAAGCCAUAGCCGGGGGUAUAGACGAUUUAACAGUGACCUCCAGUAGUCGUGAGAUGUGCCGCGCGAAGCGGAUCGGACCAGCCUGUCGUCAACGAUUCACAGAGGACCACAUGAUAUAAGCGCUUUCUCUUCUGAGGUGGAAUAUCUGUGCCAUCAAAACUAUUUACUGGAAUACGGAUUCAUAUUUAGCCUACAAAUUAACCAUCGGUUGAUUUUUGUUAAGGAGCUACUGCCAGCAGCAUCUAUGCGCGAAGUCUUACCUGUAAAUUCAGUCUGUUUCUGCAAAUCCUGUUUUACAAAAACUCUUUCAUGACAGAAUAAUAGCCUACGGACGACUCAUUUGAUUUAUUCGACCACAUUUGUUUAGUGAUCCAUUUUAAGGUAUAUUGUGUAGGCUAUCCUACAUACUUGGCACCCUAAAUUAAAGCAUUUUAAACGCAUGAUUUUAAGUAACGAUACCAAAGCUGACUACUUAGUUGAAACCAUAUCGUAGUCUUCAGGUAGGUCUUAGCCACUCUUCACAGGUAGGGGAAAACAAGCCCCAUGAAGUUCGUAUAGCCUAAUCAGUCCAUCUUUUUAAGACUCAUGCAAAGCCAUGAUGGGGGCAGUGACCGCGCAGCAUUUAGAGGUCCUACACAGCAAAUUAUCACGGCUUUCACCUACUAGGUUACUCAUUGUACUAAACUGGGAACAAUGGAUUUAGAAACAUAUUGGUGUUUUUAGACAAACGGAAAGAAUUCAAGGAAGAGGACAUCGAACCUUCUAUAAUUUACAGAACUAUUCCCGUGUCUUUGGAAAACUUAAUAAUGGGAGCAAGACUGCAAGUUAUCCUUGGAGUGUUUCAGUUUGUUUCUCUCACAAGAAUACCCGUGUGUUGUGCCAAGGUAACACAGUGGCAACCCACAGAACCCCACAGAUCUAGAGAAGUGGUGAAGUGGAUGGAGGUGUACCAGCGCAGCAGCUGUCAGCCGCGGGAGGUGCUGGUGGACGUGUGGCGGGAGUUCCCGGAGGAGACGCACCACCUCUUCCUGCCCUCCUGCGUGCCCGUGCGCCGCUGCGGUGGCUGCUGUGCGGACGAGGCCCUGGAGUGCAUGCCCUCGCAUACCCACACCCUCACCAUGGAGUUGAUGAGGACCUCAUACAUGAAGCAUGAGAUGGUCCAGCUCCCCUUCACCGAGCACAGUCAGUGUGAGUGCAGGCUAAAAUCAGACAUGCUCACCCCCCCGACCAGGUACUAAGUGUUUGUGUGUGUAAGAGAUGUUGUCCCUUCUGUCCCCCACUCUAAAUCCCAGUCACCAGAUAACAUCGUGACAUUUUGUUCUCUGCCUGUUGUAGUCUUUCUCUUCUCCCCCCAUUCCUCUGACCCUCUCUCUCCGGCCUUCCCUCUCACUGUUGUUUGCGACUCCAUGGUGAUGGCUGAGAUCGUUUAGCUAAUUGACUGUGAGUGAAGGGAACUACCUGCACAAUCCCACACUGGCUCCCUCUAAUCUUAUCUUACAAUGUCUUACGCUGCAGUGGGAGACAAGGAGAGGUUUUCAUGGCGGAUGAAAACAAGAUGUCACAGUGCUUGCAAACUCUAGCCGCCCGAUGUAAACAUGUGCUGGAAAAUAGUUAUAAUUGAAUUUACAUAUUUAAUGUUUCCGUAGUCCGUUCUAAGCUACUUUGUGCGGAGCCCCCAUUGUACAGUACUUCUCCGACCCUGGCAGUCAGGCCAGCUGGCCAGUGUCUGGAGUCUCUGGAUGGGUGUCAAAGUCUCCCGCGUUGGGAAAGAGGACGUCCAUUUUAUUGCUUAAUUAGGCCAGUGGCCUCUUAGAGGCUCUUAAAAAAGUUGGAGUAUUACUUGAAUCAGACAGGGAAGAGGAAGAGAGAGAGAGAGACACA
Messenger RNA from Clupea harengus (Atlantic herring), 2152 nucleotides. It is a transcript of the gene vegfba, whose product is annotated as vascular endothelial growth factor Ba. The transcript has 5 exons. NCBI's taxonomy places the organism in Eukaryota, Metazoa, Chordata, Actinopteri, Clupeiformes, Clupeidae. Gene Ontology annotation, biological process: induction of positive chemotaxis; positive regulation of angiogenesis; vascular endothelial growth factor signaling pathway. Gene Ontology annotation, cellular component: membrane. The record is from RefSeq and is a predicted model, not a curated record. Bases 1078 to 1509 code for a protein of 143 amino acids. Gene Ontology annotation, molecular function: heparin binding; growth factor activity; chemoattractant activity.